GGACCUUAACAACCUCAAUUUUGCAGAUUUGCUUGUGAAACAAUAAAGAGAAAUCUUUCAGCUAGUGCAGAAAGCUGUUAUCUGCACAAGAGACAACUCAGAUCCUGAUAACAUCAGAAUUAGAAACCACUUCGUUUCAUAUAAGUGAAGCAUAGGCAAAAGCAUCAAGAUCAUCUUGAGCAGAAGGCAAGAAAUGGAUUUUGACUCGAGUUGCAAGAACAAAAAAACUGCAAAUGAAUCCAUGCUGAUAUGCUGCAUGCUCUUCAUCUCUGAAGCACGUAACCGUGCAGCUCUGGACUUAAUUGAACGAUCUGCUAGGAUCGACCCAGAAAGUGUCAUUGUAAACAAAUUUGAGGACCGAGUUUAUAAUAGGAUCAGGUUCACUAUUGUAUCAUAUGUUGUUGUUGAUAGCACUGGUAGUCCCAUUUAUAGUCCAUUGCACCAAACAGUGCUAGCCAUUGUUGAGGCUGCUUAUGGAGCCAUUAACCUAGAGUUGCACUCUGGCGCACACCCUCGACUUGGCGUUGUAGAUGAUAUUGCUUUCCACCCUUUGGCUGAAGCAUCACUGGAUGAAGCAGCCUGGCUUGCUAAGGCUGUGGCAGCAGAUAUUGGCAGCAGAUUUCAAGUGCCGGUAUUUCUUUAUGCUGCAGCACACCCAACAGGCAGGGCCCCGGACACAAUCAGGCGUGAGCUAGGCUACUACAGGCCAAAUUUCAUGGGCAGCCAAUGGGCAGGGUGGAACAUACCCGAAAUUCUCCCAGAAAAUCCUGACCAUGGUCCAAACCAUGUGUCUCGGACCAGAGGAGUCACGCUGAUAGGGGCACGGUCAUGGGUCACAUUAUACAACAUUCCCAUCAUGUGCACCGAUGUUUCAACUGCUCGACGGAUAGCACGCAUGGUAAGUGCUCGCGGUGGUGGGCUCCCAACAGUACAAUCUUUGGCCCUAUUUCAUGGCGAUGAUUCAGCUGAGAUUGCUUGCAUGCUCUUGGAGCCUAAUCGGAUUGGCCCAGACAGGGUGCAAGCACAGGUUGAGAUGUUGGCAGCUCAAGAAGGGUUGGAUGUAGAGAAGGGCUAUUUCACUGAUCUUUCACCAGAAAUGAUUGUGCAAAAGUACAUGAAUUUAAUCUCUGCUAGGAGAGACUGAUCAAACACUCGUUUGGACAUUAAACUGAUUAUCAAAUUUCUGCUGACCAUAAUGGUCAAAGAACAUAACCAAAUAACAUAAACUGAUCAACUGUUUAAAUCUUAAGCUUACUCAAUUGGUAGCUACUUUAUGAUAGCUUUUGGUUACCGUCACCACCACCAGAUAGAUGAGACGAAGAUAAUGGAGACAUAUCUUUCUAUUCUUUCUAUUUUGAGAAGAUAGAAAUCUAUUCCAAACUAGUUUCAGGACA
Messenger RNA from Populus trichocarpa (black cottonwood), 1394 nucleotides. RefSeq lists its product as uncharacterized. Gene Ontology annotation, molecular function: folic acid binding; transferase activity. Bases 194 to 1144 code for a protein of 316 amino acids. The transcript is spliced from 4 exons. The record is from RefSeq and is a predicted model, not a curated record. Lineage: Eukaryota; Viridiplantae; Streptophyta; Magnoliopsida; Malpighiales; Salicaceae.